UUUUCCCCACCCUUCUCAGCCUCUCCGACGGCCGUAGCCACGCCGUCUCCUCGUCCUCGACCUGCCGGAGCUCUCCUCUAUCACUUCCAGUCCCCUCGCGCCCUUCGCAGAUCCAAACUCUGCUUCCUCGGAAGCUCCACACCGCCGCGAAGCUAUGCUCGCCGCGGCCGCAGUCGCGGCGUGUCCUCCCUCGGUGUUGUCUUCUCCGGUCAGCAUGACCAGGAGGUUUUCUUGGAGCUGUCGAGCAGAACGGAUUUCAGCUGGGUACUCCCAAUUGGAGGUUAGAAAAGUCAGCUACCGACCUCCUGGAACCGAGCAAAACUUGUUGAAUCAAACUAGUCUUUCUCUCCAGGAGAAAAGUUUUGGCUUGAUAUUUGGACGGAGUGGGAGUGGAAAGACUACUCUCUUACAGCUUUUGGCCGGUCUAUCAAAACCUACAUCUGGUUCAAUUUGCAUUCAGAAGUAUGAUGAUGGUGGAAAUCCGAUGGGUCCGUCAGAAUUAUUAGCUUCUCAAAGAGUCGGUAUUGUUUUUCAGUUUCCUGAGAGGUACUUCUUAUCAGAUACUAUACUUGAAGAAGUUACUUUUGGAUGGCCGAGGCAAAAGGCAGACAGUCUUUUGAGGAAGCAACUCACUUCAAAACUCCAAAAUGCCAUUAACUCUGUUGGUAUGAGUGCCAUUUCAUUGGAUAAAAAUCCACAGUCCCUCAGUGGUGGGUUCAAGCGACGACUUGCUUUGGCAAUUCAACUGGUUCAGACUCCUGAUUUAUUGUUGCUUGAUGAGCCUCUUGCUGGUCUUGAUUGGAAAGCUCGGGCUGAUGUUGUGAAUCUCCUGAAGGCCCUAAAGAAAGACCACACGAUACUGGUUGUAAGUCAUGACCUAAGAGAACUAUACCCACUUGUAGACCGCUCAUGGAGAAUGGAAAUGGGGGGAAUUUUGAAGGAGGAAUCUUUACCUGUGUAAUAUGCUUUUGUUCGAAUAACUGUCAAGCAUGCAAUGCUAUUUACGAGGAGUCCCCAUUUCAGGUAUCGACGUAAGAUUAACUGCUUCACUAGGCUUAACACUAGAAGGACUUAUCCCAAUUAGCUGGUUUUGUUUCUGCACCUUGCGACCUCGGGGAUCCUCUACAAGUUGAUAUCUUCCUUCAGCAGCAUUGAGGUCAUCUGAUCAUCUGCUCGAUUCUAGGUGGCUGCUGUGUGGUCCCACGGGCGUAUUUCCUGGCUGUUGUGUGCUUCUGGUGGAGAGCGGAUGGGCUGAUGGUUGGUGCCGCCAUCAUGUUUUGUGCUUGGCGGUACGUGUUAUACUAUUAUAGCCUUUGUGUGUCUCAGGUGGAGGAGAGUUGUAGCUUUUUUUCUUCUCUCUGGUGUAUCGCUGUUCUAUUUGUCUCUUUCUCCAGUUGUUGUUCUGCUGGUCUGCUUCUCUCCUGGUUUGUAUAUAUGUAUCCUGAGCCCUGACUC
Molecule: messenger RNA, 1455 nt
Organism: Lolium rigidum
Lineage: Eukaryota; Viridiplantae; Streptophyta; Magnoliopsida; Poales; Poaceae
Product: ABC transporter I family member 11, chloroplastic-like
Exons: 11
Coding region: 155-961 (268 amino acids)
Biological process (GO): transmembrane transport
Cellular component (GO): membrane; chloroplast envelope
Molecular function (GO): ATPase-coupled transmembrane transporter activity; ATP binding; ATP hydrolysis activity
Source: RefSeq, a predicted model, not a curated record